Molecule: messenger RNA, 2494 nt
Organism: Fragaria vesca subsp. vesca
Lineage: Eukaryota; Viridiplantae; Streptophyta; Magnoliopsida; Rosales; Rosaceae
Product: serine/threonine-protein kinase WNK1-like
Exons: 7
Coding region: 110-2308 (732 amino acids)
Biological process (GO): protein phosphorylation; intracellular signal transduction
Cellular component (GO): cytoplasm
Molecular function (GO): ATP binding; protein serine/threonine kinase activity
Source: RefSeq, a predicted model, not a curated record
CAGAAUACAAGAAGAGCCAGCCAUAAGGGGAAAAAAGCUUUAGCCUUUAACUAAUCAUAGCACAGAGAAAAGUGAGCCAAAAAAAAGAACCUGAGAUUGGUUUUUAGAAAUGAAUGGUCUAUCACAUCUUGAACCGGAAUACUCUGAGUUUGUUGAAGUAGAUCCAACUGGCAGAUAUGGCAGAUACAAUGAAAUCCUAGGCAAAGGAGCUUCAAAGACAGUUUACAGAGCAUUUGAUGAGUAUGAUGGGAUUGAAGUUGCUUGGAACCAGGUCAAGCUAUAUGAUUUUCUUCAAAGUCCUGAAGAUCUUGAGAGGCUGUACUGUGAAAUUCACCUCCUCAAGACACUGAAGCACAAGAACAUUAUGAAGUUCUACACUUCUUGGGUUGACACUUCAAAAAGAAACAUCAAUUUUGUAACUGAAAUGUUCACUUCUGGGACUCUUAAACAGUACAGACUAAAGCACAAGAGAGUAAACAUCAGAGCUGUCAAGCAUUGGUGUAGGCAGAUCUUGGGAGGGCUUUUGUAUCUGCAUAGCCAUGACCCUCCUGUGAUUCAUAGAGAUCUCAAAUGUGACAACAUCUUUAUUAAUGGAAAUCAAGGGGAAGUGAAGAUUGGUGAUCUUGGUUUAGCAGCGAUCUUAAGGAAAUCACAACAUGCUGCUCACUGUGUUGGGACACCAGAGUUCAUGGCACCAGAAGUAUAUGAAGAGGAAUAUAAUGAGCUAGUUGACAUAUAUUCGUUUGGGAUGUGCGUUUUGGAAAUGGUGACUUUUGAAUAUCCUUAUAGUGAAUGCACUCAUCCUGCUCAGAUCUACAAGAAAGUUGUUUCAGGGAAAAAACCAGAUGCUUUGUACAAAGUUAAAGAUCCAGAAGUAAGAAGGUUUGUUGAGAAAUGUUUGGCAACUGCAUCUAUGAGGCACUCUGCGAUUGAGCUUUUGAAUGAUGAUUUUCUCCGAGUAGAUGAAUGUGAUUAUGAUUUGAGACCAGUGAAUUAUGGUAGGCAGCUUGAUGACAUAGGUCCUCUUGUAAGGCAGCCUGUUUACGAGGUUCAUCAAAACAACAGUUCGUUUAGUAACGGAUACUCGAAUGGCUAUGGUUUUGAUUCCCAAAACGAAUGGGGGUAUCAUCCUUUUGAGGUGGAAUCAAGUGGAAUAGAACUCUUUGAGCACCAUGAUGAUGAGGAACAUGGUGAAAAUGUGGACAUAAGUAUUAGAGGGAAGCAAAAAGAAGAUGGUAGCGUCAUCCUGAGACUUAGAAUUGCAGAUAAAGAAGGACAUAUACGGAAGAUUUAUUUCCCAUUUGACAUUGAGAUGGAUACAGCACUGAGUGUUGCAACUGAAAUGGUGGCAGAGCUGGAUAUCACUGAUCAUGAUGUAACAGAAAUUGCAGAUAUGAUUGAUGGGGAAAUUGCAGAUUUGGUACCAGGUUGGCAGUCCGGGCCAGGAAUUGAGGAAACACCGCGUUUUUCCAAUCAAAACAUUUGUCAAAAUUGUGUAUCCAACCACACCUCUAGUGGUUCCUUCAUGGAGUUUCUCUCUAACAACCCCGGGGCUACUCAAGGUUGUACACAUGGAUGUGCUUCAAUGCAUGGUCGUUUUGAGGAGAUUACAUAUCAAGAAGAUGAGUCGAAGCAUCAUGUAACAGAGGAUAUACCAAAUGAAUCAAGCCAAUCAGACUGCCUACAUUACCAAGAAAUCUGGGGACAACAUGAGAGUCGUGAGCUUAGUUCAGUGGGCUCUGGACAAAGCCAUUCAGACGAAGAAUAUGAAAAAAUGAAUCAGUUAGUCACAGUCAUGCAGGAUCUUAAAUUGGACAACACCAUUGCUUCUGAUGCAAGAAAUUCUCUGCGGAACAUAUCCGGUUCACAUCCCUUUUCCACAGUGCCCUCGAUCUAUUGUGACCUCUCAGAUAAUUCUGAGCAUGAAAUUCAAAAGGAAUUGAGGUGGCUCAAGGCAAAGCACCAGAUUGAGUUGAGGGAACUUAGAGAUCAGCAGUUAGGACUUGUCUCAAAAUCUUCAAAUAAAGAACACGAAAGAGACAAUGGGAGCUUAUCAUGUCUGGUAUCAAACACCAUGAAAGGGAACAACUAUGAUAGAAGUUCAAGCUUUACUUGCCUUCCUAGUCCUAAUAAGAGCUGCCCCAGUUCGGAAACCCAAAGGGUCCGAAAAUGUGAGGCGAUUUUGGAGUGUCCUGAUGCUGAAGAGGAGGAUAUGGGUACUGCCAACAGCUUCUACACCAAAUCACAAUUGCUUCCGCACUCUCUUUGCAGGACAGUUUCUCUCCCCGUUGAUGCUGUUGAUUCAUAAACUUGUAGAGGUACCCCAUUUGUAUGCUUUCACCAAGUUCCAUACCAAAAGAGCUAUUCUUUCUUGACGAAGGGAUAUAGCUCUUUGAGGUAAUGGGAUGGUGUGACCAUGUGUAUUAGUAAAUUAUAUGAAUUAUGAGGGAAAAUACAAGUUUUGAGGCCUAUAAGAUUCAGUCUGUUCAAGUAC